Molecule: messenger RNA, 354 nt
Organism: Aspergillus luchuensis
Lineage: Eukaryota; Fungi; Ascomycota; Eurotiomycetes; Eurotiales; Aspergillaceae
Exons: 1
Coding region: 1-354 (117 amino acids)
Source: RefSeq, a predicted model, not a curated record
AUGUUUUAUAGGGUCUUGUCCACCGCUGCCGCCAAGCAAAACAAGCGACAAUCCUCCUGGUCGUUUAUCUAUGAAGGUCGUAUUCUGCAGAAACCCUAUUCGCUGGCUCUUCCUCGUGUUCACUAUCUGACCCCACUUUCGCCGGUACCAUGGGGCCAAGAGUCAGGACCAAGGCGAGAUGUCUCAGCUAAGGCGAGAAGGGUAUCAUCUACAUACUGUCCAAUGAUACUUCCUGGGCCAGUGCUUUCCUCAUCGGGAUACCACUUCCACCAUCGAAGGAAUCCCAGACGGAAUGUCAAUGUUUCUUCACAUCAUGGCGAGAGCAUGGCUUUGGAGUGCUGGAUGGGGACCUGA